UUCUCCUUCAGUAACUCGUCUCUCCAUGUUUGCCAACGCACACAACACUUUACUUCAGCCCUGGCCUUGAAACGCGAUCUCAAAUAUUGCUACUUGGCCGAUCGAUGCGGCUUAGGACAUGUGAUCACGCGUGGGGAGGAUCUGGUCAGCUACGAAUUCUGCUGUAGCAUGUCGGGCGCAGCCUCUUGGGGAAGCAGUAACGGCAUCUGCAUCCCUUGUCGCAUGGACGAACCGGAAACAUACAACAACCAGAGCUUACCAUAUGCCACUUGUGACGUCUUCUGUCUGGAUAGCUAUCGAACAUUUGAUGGCCGCCUCUACAAUUUUCCAGGUGAAUGCACAUAUUUGCUGGCUGGAACCAACCUUUUACUAAAGGACCAGACGAACGAGGAAGUCAACGUGACCUCAUCUGGGCCCAUGGCGCCAUGGUAUAUCCUCAUCAGUUCCGAGACCUGUAAACGGCCAUCACAGUGUUACAGGACAUUAAUGAUGAAGUUUGGCGAGAAGACUAUUUCCAUAGACCGAGGCGUUGUACGUCUUCUAGAAGACGAUGAAGAAACUUGGACAGCAGUUGGCUUCAGCGAUAUGGAUCAGCAAACCGUCCAGGCCAUACAAGGUUAG
Molecule: messenger RNA, 621 nt
Organism: Protopolystoma xenopodis
Lineage: Eukaryota; Metazoa; Platyhelminthes; Monogenea; Polystomatidea; Polystomatidae
Source: the annotation of a GenBank genome assembly